Penaeus vannamei (Pacific white shrimp) is the source of this 475-nucleotide messenger RNA. The record is from RefSeq and is a predicted model, not a curated record. Lineage: Eukaryota; Metazoa; Arthropoda; Malacostraca; Decapoda; Penaeidae.
CUUGGAUCCUCCUUACAAUAUAAAUAGAGCAUUCUAAUACAAGCAUCAGUGACAUACAGUUCGUUCAACAUGAAGAUUGCAGUGCUCGCCCUCCUCGUCGCCGUGGCCUGUGCCGACCGGCUGUACGCGCCCCCAGCUCGGGAUGACUCCGACGAGGUCGCCAUCCUGAGGGACGACCGCGUGAUCGAGGACGACGGAAGGUACAACUUCGACAUGGAGACUGCCAACGGCAUCGUCUUUUCCGAGUCUGGCUCUCCUGGAAAAGAUGGAGGCAUCAACAGUGCCGGAUCCUUCUCGUACACUGCCCCUGACGGCACCCCUAUCCACGUCCGCUUUGUAGCUGACGAGAACGGCUUCCAGCCCCAGGGCGCCCACCUGCCCGUGGCUCCCGAGUUCCCCCACCCGAUCCCUCAGUUCGUCCUCGACCAGAUCGCCUUCGCCGCCGAGGAGGACGCCGCCCGCGCUCGCCAGGAGU